AUGACGCCCAGCUCCUCUCCAAACGAGACACCAACCCCGGCUCGCUUCAAGAACGUGUCAGAGCAGGAUCUUGUUCGGAACGCCUUCAGAGUGCUGCGUGAUGCGAACGUUCAGAUGAGCGAGCAGACGAGAAAGGAUCUGACUGCCGUGCUCUCGAGACAUGCAACCAUCGCCGAAGGCGUGAAGAAGGGGCGCGACGUUGCCAGAGCCUCAAUAACUGCGAAGACCGCAAAGGUCACAGAGCUAACGUAUCGCGUGAGCACACUUGAAGCCGAGCUGGAGGCCGAAAAAGCAAAGUCAGCCCAAGAUCUGGUAACGACGACACUGUUCAUAACCAACUUGCACUGCCCAUCAUGUAUAGAGGUCAUCCAGGACUCCCUGAAAGGGUUUACACCAGCGCCCGAAUUCAUUUCUUACUCGAUUGUUUCUCAUUCCGUUGUCUUGCGCCACACGACAUCCCUUACUGCACGGGACAUCGCUGCCACUCUAGAAGCCGCCGGGUUCGAGCUACACAGCAUCUUUCAGGACAACAAGACUGUGUUUGCCCCUGUUGAGGUCUACCGUUUCGACGAUCGCAGCAAAGAGUGGGAGUCCAGUUUGGAGCACGCAGUGGCGAGGUGGUUCCAGAAAGGAGCCCCAAACGAUUCAGGAGAAACCAUGCACAAGCGGGAGAAACAUGCGGAGCAGUGCGAGCAGUGCAAAGCCGAGGCAGGUGGCGUGCAGCUGAGCACCAACGAUGAGGAGUUCUCAUGGCCCAGCAAACCGCAAACCGUCGUAACAUCGCAGGAGCUUGGCUUCGCUGCGAACAGAUCCGACGGGACGACGUCUCGAAGUCUCGAAAGCAUAGUCGUCGGCACCUCCUCAGUCCCUUCGACCUGCAGAGCGACAGUAGCGAUAUCCGGUAUGACGUGCAGCUCUUGCAUGAGCAGCAUCACACAUUCUGUGGAAGAGCUCCCAUUCGUGCAGUCGGUCAAUGUCAAUCUCCUCACCAACAGCGGGACUAUUAUUUUUGAAGGAAAAGAAAUGCUGAAGGAGAUUGUGGAGACUAUUGAAGAUGCGGGGUUUGAUGCCAAUGUGGAGAAUGUCGAAGUCCUCGAUACCUGGAAAGCCACAUAUGCUAUCGGCGGUAUGACUUGUAGCGCCUGCGUUGGCAAUGUGUCGCGAGCUUUGGAGAUGCAUAGCUGGGUACAGAAGGUCGAUGUCAAUCUGGUCACACAUAGCGCCACCGUUGUGUUUUCCGGAAAAGACCAUCUGGCACAAGUUACGGAGACGAUUGAGGAUGCAGGCUACGAUGCUACGCUUGAUAAGGCCGAGCCUCAAAACACAUCGAAACCGGAGUCCAGCGACAGAACCGUGGGCAUUCGCAUCGAGGGCAUGUUCUGCCACCACUGUCCACUCGACAUAAUGAGAACGCUCAGUGAGGAAUACGGAGUGCAGCAUGGGAUGGAGUUUGAGAAGCAGACCUUCUCAGAGCACUCUCCAAUACUUAACAUCAAGUACAAACCUACCCCUCCUGCCUUUACCAUACGAGACAUCUUUAGGUCAAUCGAGAGCCUAAACCCGAACUUCAAACCUAGUGUAUAUCACCCACCGACGAUCGAAGACCGUGCGCGGGAAAUGCAUGCUCGGGAACGGAGACGAGUGCUAUUCCGACUGCUACUCUCUGUGAUCAUCGCGAUACCAACGUUCAUCCUCGGGAUUGUGUUUAUGAGCCUGGUGAAAGAAACCAAUCCGAUCCGUCGCUACGUCAUGCAGCCGAUGUGGGCUGGUAACACUACCCGGCUGAGCUGGGCUCUCUUCAUCUUGGCCACACCCGUGUACUUCCUCGCCGCCGACACGUUCCAUCGCCGAGCAAUCAAAGAGGUGAAAGCCAUGUGGCGACCAGGAAGCCGCACACCAUUCUUCCGUCGGUUUGUUCGAUUCGGAAGCAUGAACAUGCUUAUGUCACUAGGCACGAGCAUCGCAUAUUUCGCGUCGGUGGUUGAGUUGGCCCUAGCUGCGACGAGAAAGACCUCAGGGUCGAUGAAUGACUCAUACUUCGACGCCGUUGUCUUUCUAACUAUGUUUAUCCUGAUCGGGCGAUUCCUUGAAGCUUACAGUAAGGCGAAGACGGGCGACGCUGUCACAUCAUUGGGCAGGCUUAGACCCGAAGAGGCUAUACUAGUAGACUUCGAGAAAGGAGAUAAGAAAAUUGCGACAGACCUUCUAGAGGUCGGUGAUAUAGUUCGUGUUCAUCAUGGAACCUCGCCACCUUUUGACGGUACGAUCCUUGACGGCACCACCACGUUCGACGAAUCUAGCCUUACGGGCGAGUCGCGACCUGUCAAAAAAGAAUUAGGCGAUACAGUCUACUCUGGUACCGUCAAUAAGGGUUCUCCGGUGAGAAUCAAGGUCACCACAAUCGCAGGCACGUCCAUGCUCGAUCAGAUAAUCAACGCCGUUCGUGAAGGUCAGACCCACCGAGCGCCUGUAGAGCGAGUUGCGGAUACCAUAACAAGCCACUUCGUCCCGUUCGUUGUGCUCGUUGCAUUGUCUACAUGGCUCAUAUGGCUUAUCCUCGGUACUACUGGAGGUAUCCCCAAAGACUGGAUGAACGAAGGCUCCGGUGGCUGGGCACUCUGGUCUCUACGCUUUGCCAUCGCCGUGUUCGUUAUCGCGUGCCCUUGUGGCAUUGGGUUAGCAGCACCGACUGCACUCUUCGUCGGCGGAGGUCUUGCUGCGCAGCAUGGCAUCCUUGUCAAAGGGGGUGGAGAAGCAUUCCAAGAGGCGAGCACACUCGACUGCAUUGUAUUCGACAAGACAGGGACGUUGACUGAAGGUGGCGAUCCUGCUGUGACCGAUCACAGCUUCAAUGUCGAGUGCAGUGAAGGCCCCGCCGUUGUAUUUGGUCUCGUCAAAGCUCUGGAAGAAAACAGCAACCACCCCAUUGCAAAAGCCCUUGUGAGCUUUAGUAAGACCAGAUCCGCCAAUAAUUUCGAAACAACUACCGUGAACGAAGUCCCUGGAAAGGGGCUUAGAGGUACCUUGAUGCUAGGCAACCGAAAAAUUACUGUGAUCGUUGGUAACGAGUCGUUCAUGGACGACCACUUGGUAUCGAUCCCGGAUGCUCAAGCGUCAGUGUUACAGACCUGGAAAGGACGUGGAGAGUCCAUUGCAUUGGUCGCAUUGCUUUCAGGUGCGACCAAGGACGACUCCACACCUUCGCAAGAACACUGGGAUCUAGCUUGCGCCUUCGCCAUCGCCGACCCAUUACGACCGGAAGCUAUUAGCGUCAUUAGCCAGCUGAAAAAGCGAGGUAUUGAUGUUUGGAUGCUAUCCGGCGACAAUCAAACCACGGCCAAUGCCGUGGGCUCACAGGUCGGGAUCCCAGCCUCCAACAUCAUCGCAGGCGUUCUGCCAGAGCAAAAGGCAGAGAAGAUCACUUACCUCCAAAAGACGCUUACCAAGACUCAUAAGUCUCCCCUUUCCUGCCUGUCUAUCUUCAACCGUUCAAUGCCAGAGCGCGCCACCGUCGCCAUGGUAGGCGACGGUAUCAACGAUGCGCCCGCGCUCUCUACAGCUGACCUCUCUAUCGCCAUCGGCUCUGGCUCCGACGUCGCGCUGUCCUCUUCCUCCUUCAUCCUGAUCAACUCACACCUGGCAUCGGUGCUUACCCUGCUCGACCUCUCACGCGUAGUUUUCCGCCGCGUUUAUCUGAACUUCGGCUGGGCGCUCGUCUACAACAUCAUCGCCAUGCCGAUCGCCGCUGGCGUUCUCUACCCGAUCACUACAGGCACGAAAUCAAUGGACAUGCACCACAACGGUAUUGGUAUGGAGGGUGGUAUGGGUAUGGGAGACUCGGGCGUUAAGCAUGUGAGAUUGGAUCCGGUGUGGGCGAGUCUGGCCAUGGCGUUGAGCAGCGUGAGUGUGGUCUGUAGCAGUUUGCUGUUGAGGAGUCGCCUUCCUGGAGUCGGGUUCAGAGUGAAGGGGACGCGCGAACCUGAGCAACGUGAGGUGGCACCUAAGGAGUAG
Molecule: messenger RNA, 4011 nt
Organism: Didymosphaeria variabile
Lineage: Eukaryota; Fungi; Ascomycota; Dothideomycetes; Pleosporales; Didymosphaeriaceae
Exons: 2
Coding region: 1-4011 (1336 amino acids)
Biological process (GO): copper ion homeostasis; monoatomic cation transport
Cellular component (GO): membrane
Molecular function (GO): ATP hydrolysis activity; ATP binding; copper ion binding
Source: RefSeq, a predicted model, not a curated record